AUGGUGCUCCUGGUACAUGGCCUCCCUGGCACGGGCCAGGCCAAGACCGUGGCAGCGCUGAUCGACGUGUGGAUGGGCUGUGUGCUGCACCCCAGACGGCUGGGCGGUCGGGGAGCUGACAUGCCGGCCAAGUACCUUACCGACGCCCACUUGAGCGGCAGACCAAACGAGUGCGGCCGCUUCCCAAACGCAGCCGUCCGAUUUGCCAACCCUGACAAGGUCACCAGCCCCGAAGCCCGCGAGUUUACCCCCACCCAGCGGUGCAGCAGGACGUACGGCAUGGCCAUCGGUGACAUCGGUGUCAAGGCGCUAACGCGAGCAAGGAAACAGGACCUCGCCAAGGCUCGCCUCGUCCUCGCCACGCUCGAAGCGGCGGCUGAGCUGGACUCCCCAGACAACCCUAAUUUGCAUAUUACCAUCCGCGACGAAGCCCCGCAGUUUGCCAAGCCACUGCACGCAGCGGAGGGCGCCUCGGCGCUCGAGCGCUUCCACGACUCCCUCGGGACCGCGCCCCAGCACAACGUGCUGCUCAGCAUGUGCUACCGUAUGCACAACAGCAUACGCCAAUGGCCAUCCGACGCCUACUGUCAAGGCGCAUUGCUUUCCCGCCUUGCCAAUGCCCUCGCUCAGAGGCCGUCCAUCUUUGGGAUCUCCUGGGCGCCGGCCGACCCAGUCCAGUUGUCCCCCGACACGCGCCUACCCAGCAGCGCCCCUGGCGACUCACCCGACAUCGGGACGCACGGCUUUCUCAGCGCCAAGUGCGGAGUUCAGCUGGGUCACGAGAAAGCCGCCGAGCUGCCGCUCACCUUGGUUGAAGGUGCGGCCAACAUGAUGGAGCAGCCCGACGACAGCGCGCCUUACGGAACCAUGCUGCACGUGGAUCCACACCCGCCGGAAGGCAAAGCCUACGUCCCGCCCACGGAGCCGCUGCCGUUGCUCCCGCAGCUCGAGCGCAACGUGCUCACCGACGCCCUGGAGUCGCCGCCGGCUCCCGGGCUGGCCUUCGUCCACUUCGCCGUCUCCCGGGGCUCGCCGCAGGGCGCCGCGGUGCUGGCGGGGCGGCGGCGGGCCAGCCUGCUGUACGCGUCGAGCACGCGGGGGGCCUACUGCAGCGUGAGCGGCUCGCUGAGCGUCCUGGGCGACGCCGAGUCCCGCCGCCGCUACUGGAGGACCCCCGGCAUGUGGUCUCUGGCGUUCCUUCAGGCGGGGCCGGCGGCCGCCGCAGCUGCGCCCGCGCCCACGGCGAGUGUUAGUCCACCCGCGCCGGAGGAGGCGCCGAAGCCUUGGGAACAGCAGGACUACAUCCUCCUGCGCCUCGCGGUAGACGAGGUCUCGCUGAGCAGCGUCGUGGACGGCCCGCAGCGCUGGGAGCAGCGCCGAGUCAGGCGGCUCGGCUCGGGCACCGACGGGCCCGAGUGGAUUUUGGCGCCGCCGCCGCCGGGCUGA
Messenger RNA from Prorocentrum cordatum, 1446 nucleotides. NCBI's taxonomy places the organism in Eukaryota, Dinophyceae, Prorocentrales, Prorocentraceae. The record is from the annotation of a GenBank genome assembly.